UCUGUCAACGAGAGAAUUCCACAAACCUCUUUGCUUUGACAAAAUGGACAAAGUGGAUGACCUUUCAGCCUACGGUGAAGCUGCUCCUUACCUCAGGAAACGCCCAGAACAGCUGAAGGCAAUCCAGAAUGUUCCAUUUGACUGUAAAAAGAAAGUCUGGGUCCCUGACAAGAAGGAAGUUUAUAUUGAAGCGGAAAUUAAGGAACGGAGUGGUGGGAAAAUUGUUGUGGAGACAGCCGCUGGGCAAAAAUUGACUCUGAAGGAAGGGGAUGCUCAGGAGAUGAACCCGCCUAAAUUCAGUCUGAUUGAAGAUAUGGCUAUGCUAACUCAUCUGAACGAGGCGUCUGUGCUGCACAACCUCAGGCAGAGAUAUGCAAACUGGCUAAUCUAUACGUACUCCGGGUUGUUCUGUGUCUCAGUAAACCCUUACAAAUGGCUCCCUGUGUACACGCCACCCGUGGUUACAGCCUACAAACGGAAACGCAAAGGCGAUGCUCCCCCGCAUAUAUACUGCAUGGCAGACAACGCCUACUUCGAUAUGUUGAGCAAUCGUGAGAACCAGUCCAUGCUGAUCACGGGCGAGUCUGGAGCUGGGAAAACAGUGAACACCAAGAGAGUGAUUCAGUACUUUGCGAUAAUUGCUGCCCAAGGAGAGCCUGCGAUGAAGAAGACGGUAAGCAGGCCAGCCCUGCCCGGCUCCCUUGAAGAUCAGAUCAUUGAGGCUAAUCCAGCUAUGGAAGCGUUUGGAAAUGCGAAGACUGUUCGGAAUGACAACUCUUCUAGAUUUGGCAAAUACAUACGGAUCCAUUUUGGACACACAGGCAAGCUGUCUUCUGCUGACAUCGAUACCUACUUGCUGGAAAAAUCGCGCGUUGUAUUCCAACAGCCUGGUGAACGGAGUUAUCACAUUUAUUACCAGAUCCUGUCCGGCAAGAAAAAGGAACUUCAGGAUAUCCUGAUGGUGUCUACCAAUCCCCAUGAGUACCACUGCUGCUCACAAGGAGUUGUGACUGUGGACAUGCUUGAUGAUGGUGCUGAGCUAAUGGCAACUGAUCACGCUAUGGACAUCUUGGGAUUUUCCACAGAAGAAAAAUACAACUGCUACAAAAUGGUGGGGGUGAUCUUGCAUUUUGGGAACAUGAAGUUCAAACAGAAGGCAAGGGAGGAGCAAGCUGAAAUAGACGGAACAGAAAGUGCAGAUAAAGCUGCCUGCUUACUGGGAAUUCGCUCGACAGACCUGAUCACCAGCCUGCUACACCCUCAGGUGAAGAUCGGCAAUGAGUGUGUGACCAAGGAUCAGAAUGUGGGACAGGUCCUUUACGCUGUAGGAGCUUUGGCGAAAGCCACGUACGACCGGAUGUUCUCAUGGUUGGUAACGCGGAUAAACAAGACACUGGACACAAAGUUGGCGAGCAAAUUCUUCAUCGGAGUCCUGGACAUUGCAGGGUUCGAGAUUUUCCAACUGAACAGCUUCGAGCAGCUCUGCAUUAACUUCACCAACGAGAAACUGCAGCAGUUCUUCAAUCAUCACAUGUUCGUACUCGAACAGGAAGAAUACAAGAUGCAGGGCAUCGAGUGGACCUUCGUUGACUUUGGCAUGGAUCUACAGGCCUGCAUCGACCUGAUUGAGAAGCCGUUGGGAAUCCUGUCGAUCCUGGAGGAGGAGUGUAUGUUCCCGAAGGCCACAGACAUAACCUUCAAUGCAAAGCUCCACAACAAUCUCCUGGGAAAGUCACCGAACUUUCUGAAACCGAAGCCUGACAAGAAGAGAAAAUAUGAGUCACACUUUGAGAUCUUGCACUAUGCUGGCGUGGUCCCCUACAACCUCCAUGGCUGGCUGGACAAAAACAAAGACCCUUUAAAUGAAACCGUGGUGGAUCUAUUCCAACAAUCCUCGAAUGAGUUAGUGGCUGUCCUGUACCAGGAUUACGUCAGUGCAUAUACAGAACAGAAACAGCAAGGAGUGAAGACCAGGAGAAGGAAAGCUGCCUCGUUCCGCACUGUCUCACAGCUGCACAAAGAAAACCUGAACAAACUGAUGACAAAUCUCCGUUCGACCCAGCCACACUUUGUCCGUUGCAUCAUUCCCAACGAGACCAAGACUCCAGGUGUCAUCGAGCCCCAUCUCGUGCUCCAUCAGCUGCGGUGUAAUGGUGUCCUGGAAGGAAUUCGGAUUUGCCGCAUCGGUUUCCCGAACCGCAUCUUCUACGGAGAAUUCAAGCAGAGAUACUGGAUCUUGAACCCGAAUGUCCUGCCAAAGGACACUUACGUGGACAGCAGGACAGCAGCAGAGGCGCUCCUGGCAUCACUGGCCAUCGAUCGGAGUCAGUACCGUUUUGGGCACACCAAGGUGUUCUUCAGAGCUGGUCUGCUCGGUUUACUGGAAGAGAUGAGAGACAAGAGGCUGGCCAAGGUUCUGACUCUGAUGCAAGCCAAAUGUCGGGGCAUGUUAGCACGUUUGGAGUUUGCCAAGUUGGUGAAGUUAAGGGACGCUGUCCAGAUCAUCCAGAGAAACUUCCGGGCUUUUCAGAGGUUGAAGACAUGGAGUUGGAUGAAGCUGUUUUACAAAAUCAAGCCUCUGCUGAAGUGUGCGGAGACGGAGAAGCAGCUUCAGGAGCUGAAGGAAUCGCUUGAGAAAUCUGAGAGUAUGAGGAAGGAGAUGGAAGACCAACAUCAGAAGCUGAUCCACGAGAAAGAUAGCCUUCUGCAGCAACUGCAGACUGAUCAGGAGAACCUGGCUGAUGCCGAGGAGAGGUGCGAGCUGCUGGUCAAGACCAAGCGACAUCUCGAAUCCAAAAUCCAGGAGCUUCUGGAAGGUUUGGAGAGUCAGAUGGAGAUGAGCCAAGAGCUGACCAACAGGAAGCAGAAAUUGGAGGAGGAAUGUGGGCAGAUGAAGUCCAAUAUUGAAGCCUUGGAGAGUACCCUGAGCAAAAUGAGCAAAGAGAAGCGUGCCGCUGAAAAUAAGUUGACCAACCUAACGGACGAAACAUCAGAGAUGAACGUGUUGAUUGCGAAGUUGAGAAAGGAGAAGAACGCUCUUCAGGAAGCCCAUCAGAAUAUUCUGGAAGAUCUGCAAAUGGAGGAGGAGAAGGUCAACAGUUUGAGCAAGGCCAAGGCGAAAUUUGAACAGCAAGUGGAAGAUAUGGAAGUAUCCUUGGAAGAGGAGAAGAAAAUCCGCAUGGAAAUUGAUCGUACCAGGAAGAAGCUGGAGGAAGAUCUGAAACAAGCCCUUGAGUCAGUGAUUGAUUUGGAAAGUCACAAAGUGCAAAUGGAGGAAAAGCUGAGGAGGCGGGAGUUUGAGAUCGGUGAGCUCCAGACAAGUAUCAGUGAGGACCAGAGUUUAAUUUCGAAGCUGCAGAAGAGGCUGAAGGAGCUGCAGGGCCAGAACCAGGAGCUGACCGAGGAAUUGGAGAGUGAGCAGAGUGCCCGAGCAAGGAGCGAGAAGCAGCGAGCAGAGCUCGAGCUGAGGUUACAGGAGCUGACUCAGAGGCUACACGAUGCAGGAGGGCAGAGCAGCUCACAGGCAGAGCUCACAAAGAGGCAGGAGGCAGAGUGCCAGAGACUGCGCAGAGAGCUGGACGAGUGCCACCUAUGCCAGGAGAAAGUGGUGGCAGAGCUGCAGAGGAAGCAGCUGGGCGCUGUGGGCGAUCUGGAGGAGCAGGUCGAGAGGCUGCAAUAUGCCAGACAAAGCCUAGAGAAGGAGAAGCAAGCCAUGAAGACCAACAUGGACAUGAUGACUUCAAAUAUCGAACAACUCUCCAGGGCAAAGCUCGAGUUUGAGAGACGCUGCCACGCACAUGAGGCCGAAGCGAGAGACGCCAAAUGCAAAGUGGAGGAACUUCAGAGUGAACUGAAAGACCUUCGAGCGCACAUGAGCAGGAGUAAAUCCGAGCAAGGAGACCUGGCUCAGCAGUUACAGGAACGCGACGCUGUAAUUGCGCAGUCAGCUCGGAUGAAAGUGGCCAUGAACCAGCAGCUCGAGGAGCUGAGGAACCAGCUGCAGGAGGAAUCGAGGCUCAGGAUGGGAUUGUCUCAGAGCCUGCAGGAUGCCCGCAGUGAUUGCGAGCUCCUCCGGGGGCAGCUUGAUGAGGAGCAGGAAGAACGGUCCGUCCUACAGAAGAGCCUCAGCAAAGCCAACGCUGACGCUGUGCUGUGGAAAUCAAAAUACGAGGCAGAUGGUGUUCAGAAACUGGCUGAGCUGGAGGAGGCCAAGAAGAAUCUAGCUUCCCGCCUUCAGGGAACAGAGGACAGGGCCGAGGCUGCUGGCAACAAGUGCGCUUCCUUGGAAAAGGCCAAGAACCAGCUGCAGGCCGAGGUGGGGGACCUCAACGCCGAGCUGGAGAGAUCCCACGCUGCCACGGUCGCUCUCGAGAGGAAGCAGCAAAACUUUGACAAGAUCCUAAAUGAGUGGAGAGUGAAAGUGGAGCAGUCGCAGGCAGAGCUGGAGGCAGCCCAGGGAGAAAGGAGGGAGAUUAGCACCCAACUGCUGAAGCUUAAAGUGGCCUUUGAUGAAUCGGUUGACUCGAGGGAGGCGCUGAAAAGAGAGAACAAGCACCACCUGGAGGAGAUCAGCUCGCUAACAGAGCAGCUCAGCGAGGCCACGCGUCACAGGCAUGAGAUGGACAAGGGAAUGAAACGGCUCCAAGAGGAACACGCUCAGCUCCAGGUGGCCCUGGAAGAGCUACAGAACGAGGUGCAGACUGCAGAGAACAGGAGCAACCGUCUUCAUAUGGAACUGUCUCAGCUGCAGAGUGAGAAUGAGAGGAAGCUGAAGGAGAAGGACGAUGAGAUGGCCAACAUGAGACGGACCCAGCAGCGCACAGUAGAUAUCCUGCAGGCGGACCUGGAGAACGAGAUCAGGAGCAGAAGUGAAACUCUCCGAAUACAGAAGAAAAUGGAAAACGACCUGAAUGAGAUGGAGCAGCAAAUGAACGAAGCGAUUCGCAGGAGCAGCGAGGCUCAGAGAGCUGUUCGCAACUUACUCUCACAGGCAAAGGAUCUACAGGCCCAGCUAGAGUCUAGCUCUCUGUUGAAUGAGGGGCUGAAAGAGGAGCUGAGUGCGUCGAAUCGCCGUGUGGUCACCCUGAGCGCUGAGAUGGAGACCGUGCGGAACCUACUGGAAACCGCGGAGCGCAACUGUAAGGCUGCAGAGCAGGAGCUGCAGGAUGGGCGUGACAGAACAGAAAUGAUUCUGUCUCAGAACAUAAAUCUUAUAAAUCUGAAGAAGAAAUAUGAAUAUGACAUCGAGCAACUGAAUCAACAAGUUGAGAAAUUAGUGCAAGAAUUCCGUGUCGAGGCUGAGAGCUGCCGAAAGGCCAGAAACGAGGUAACAGCAGUGACCGAGAAGUUAAAGAAAGAACAGGAUAUCAACUCCAGCCUGCAACUGGCCAAGAAGAGCCUGGAACUGACCAUCAAAGACUUGCAGGAACAGCUGGAUGAUGCUGAGAUGGGGGCACUGAAGAGCAUCAAGAAACAGCUGCACAAGAUGGAGGCUCGGAACCGAGAGUUGGAGGAGGAAAUUUACAUUGAAAAGAAGAAGAACGCUGACUUACAAAGAGGGAUAAAGAAGCAGGAACGCUGUGUGAAAGAACUCAACUUCCAGACUGAAGAAGAUCAAAAGAAUUUAAAAAGGCUACAGGAAGUGAUUGACCAAAUGCAGCUGAGGAUGAAAACUUACAAGCAGCAAACGGAGCAGGCAGAGGAACAGGCCAACAUCAACCUCUCAAAGUUCCGGAAAAUCCGGUAUGAGCUGCAAAAUGCGGAGGAGCGAGCGGACGCAGCCGAAAAUCAAGUGAACAAACUACGGCCAAAGGCAAUGUAGCUCUACAGUUAGGGUAACAACCGAUGGAAUGCAAGAUGACUUCGUGACCAGACGUGAGCCGCAGUGAAAUAUGAUUGCUUCAGCUGAGACACUAGUUUAGAGAAUCGAGGAGAUCUUGCUAUCAAUGCUAUGCCCCUGGUUGUGAAAUCAUAGAUCAUUGGAGGGCUGUGACACAUAGAGUUUUGCCAAUAGCUAAACAAGAUUUACUUUGAAUAAUCAUUUUGUUGAAUUUUUUAAAAAGAUUUAAUGAAAAUAUGUUGGCUUUUACACCAAGCAUGGAAACAUGACUGAUUCACCCUCAUUAGAACUGCCUCUGGUGCCAUCACUGCACCAUUUUAAUGUUUCAUACGACUGCAGUCACGGAAAUACACAAACGUACCUAUGCGGCUCACUUUUCUGAGUCAGGAGGUAGCAGAUUCAAGACCUGUUGCAGGCUUCUAGAUCAUAAUCGAGGCAGUUCCCCAAGGAUUCCUGCAUGUCGCAGAUGCUGUCUUUCACAUUUAACGUUUAACCAGAAAAUACUUGCCCCUCCAACUAGAUCACAUAGAUGCAAGCGAUGCCACUGUUUGAAGAGGAGUAAGCUUGUCUCCUGGUCAACAUUUAUUGCUCAACUCAGAUAAAGUGAUCAAUAAUCCAUCACUGAUGAGACAUUGCUAUGUGGCGACUGACUAGCUGCUGCGCUUUUCCUGACAUUACCAAGUGACAAAGCAUUUUUAAUUGAGAAUGGCGUGAAAGUCACUAUAUCAGUCCAAAUUCUUUCCUUGCUCAUUGUAGACCAACUGCCAUUAUAAUGUUGAAAACGAAGCAAGAUACAACUGCAUUUCGCUCCUGAAGAUCUGAGCUCCACUUCCAUGUCACUCCUGAUACAGAAUCUUUGGGAGAGGGUUCGGAAAGAGGCAUCUCUAAAUUGAUAGCGUACAACCUGAUCAGAGCAUCUGAGUGCGGAAGUGGGAAAAUAUGGUGUCCCUUAUUUAAAAUGAGCAAAAAUAAUUUACUACAUCCUGAUCAGGGAUGAGGAAAAUAAAACAAAAUGCUACCAUCAAAACAGAAAGAUUUGGAGUUGCCUCAAGUUCUAACGCAAGGUCACACACAACACUUCCAGAUGGUCCGACAUCUGAUUCAUAUUUCCAACAGGGUCCAUUUUGGCAGCUUUCAUUUUACAGAUUACAUUUAAAGAGCAGCUUUAACAGAGCAAAAUAGCCCAAGGUGCUGCAACUGGAGCAUAAAAAUCACAUAAGGAGAUAUUAGGGAAGUUUAACAAAAUCUUGCUUAAAAGAGGUAGGUUUUAAGAAAAGCUCUGAAGGCCAGGGAAGUCAGAGGUUCAGCGUGAGAAUUUCAGAGGCUUAUGCAACUGAAGGUCUGACAUAAAUCAGGGAUGCUGUACACUGCUGGUAAAUCAGUGAGUGGUGCUAAAUCUAUCGAACUUGCAGGAAUCAAAGUAAAUAUUCUUAAACCCAAAUUAGCUCAAAUUUGAGAAGCGUAUUUUUAAAUUAUGAGAUCAGUCAACUGAGUUGAAAAUACAGAGAAUGCAAAAAGCACAAAUUUCGGAGCUUGGAGGAUCUAGUUUCAAGUCCCACUCCAGAGAUGUCAACACAAAAUUCAGGCUGACAUUUCCCACAGUACAACAUGCGCAGCUUAAUACUGUGUCAUCAGACAAGCUGUCUUUUGAAUGAGACGUUAAGAACAUGAGAAAUGGAUCAGGAACAGACCACGUAGCCCUCAGGCCUGCUUCAUAAAAAUCAGGGCCUAUCUGCACUAGUAGACAUAAAAGAUCCUGCCAUAUUAUUCAAAGAGCAGCAGGGAGCUCUCUUCGGUCUCCUGGUCAAUGUUAAUUCUCAGUUGACAACAGUAAAGUAGUUCAUUUGCUCAUUAUCACUGAAGGAGCUUGCUGUGCACAAACUGGUUUCUAAAUUUCUUAUAUGAUGACAACAACGGCUACAUUUUAGAAGUUCUUACACGUCCUGAGGCAGCGAAAGGUUUAGAUGCCUUAGCUUCAUUUUUGCCAGUUUAGCUCUCAGCUGAAGUAAUGGUAAUCACAUCAGCCACAGGAACUCAGAGUGAGGUAAGAAUCACUCAGUAACUCCACAUCCUACCCUCUCCCAUUUCAGUGAUACACUGACUCACCCAGACCGAUACAUGACCGCAGACUGGUCGAGACAGCUCCCAGAGUUGGAAAUGGUGGAAAUAACUAAUUCUAGUAAAUCCAGAAGUUUGAUGUUUCAUGGUAGUUUGUUGAUUUGCUUUCUCCCUCCUACUUUGAAUAUUGCUUUGACAGCAACAAUAGCUGGU
This is a messenger RNA of Stegostoma tigrinum, 8110 nucleotides long. RefSeq names its product myosin-7B-like. NCBI's taxonomy places the organism in Eukaryota, Metazoa, Chordata, Chondrichthyes, Orectolobiformes, Stegostomatidae. The transcript is spliced from 42 exons. Gene Ontology annotation, molecular function: actin filament binding; cytoskeletal motor activity; ATP binding. Gene Ontology annotation, cellular component: myosin complex. The coding region runs from base 44 to 5821 and encodes 1925 amino acids. The record is from RefSeq and is a predicted model, not a curated record.